UACGCGACCAAACGUAACACGUGUCGUCACUCCAAUGCAAAGAGCAUGCUUACUGCCAGUUGCUGCUGACGUUCGCACUACUACACAUGCGCGGAAUUUUAUACGAUUCAGCUGAGAUUAGACUUUUGUUGUUCUCGUUACAUGCUCCAGAAAUCGAUAUGGCUUCUACUUGUAUGAUCUUACGGCGUGGUAUCGCGACUUCAUGCGUCUGUCAUGGAAAACGAAAUUUCCGAAAAUUCCUUUUGUAUAAUAAACGAGGCAGUCGUCAGUUUAAAGAGGCACAGGCGAAAAAUCCGGAUCCUGACAUACCAAUAGACAAGAGAGAUGUAAGAGAUACUGGAAUCAAAGUAAAUGGUAAAUUUUACUUUGUGCCUGAGAUGGUCCCUGAAUUAAUUGUCCCCUCACUGGAAGGAUUUGAAUUGAAGCCUUAUGUGUCAUAUAAAGUGGAAGAAUUUGAUCAAGGUCGAUUCACUGCUCAAGAUUUGUUUGACAUAAUAUAUGCUGAGAAGAUAAAAAAAGACUUUAUAAAUGGUGAAUUGGAUGAGAACGGGGAGCCGUUAAGUCCAAGUGAAAAUGAACAACUCACACCACAACAAGCUAAGGACAAUGCUACAAAAACAGGCUGUGAUAUUUUUAGCGCUAAACAUUAGACAACUAUUGUAAGUUAUGACUCGAUUAUGGCUCUUAUAAUUAUAUUGUAAAAAUAAAUUUUCUCUUGCGGGAGCAUAGGAUUAUGAAGUAAAUAAAUAUCUUCAAUGUGGUCUGAACGCAUUAAUUUAA
Molecule: messenger RNA, 780 nt
Organism: Odontomachus brunneus
Lineage: Eukaryota; Metazoa; Arthropoda; Insecta; Hymenoptera; Formicidae
Gene: mRpL41
Product: 39S ribosomal protein L41, mitochondrial
Exons: 3
Coding region: 87-650 (187 amino acids)
Biological process (GO): translation
Cellular component (GO): mitochondrial large ribosomal subunit
Molecular function (GO): structural constituent of ribosome
Source: RefSeq, a predicted model, not a curated record